Molecule: messenger RNA, 1686 nt
Organism: Macadamia integrifolia
Lineage: Eukaryota; Viridiplantae; Streptophyta; Magnoliopsida; Proteales; Proteaceae
Product: beta-ureidopropionase-like
Exons: 10
Coding region: 588-1280 (230 amino acids)
Molecular function (GO): beta-ureidopropionase activity
Source: RefSeq, a predicted model, not a curated record
UUUUAUCCAGUGAAGGGGGAUUGCCUAAUCCGAAGUUACCGAACACGGGCGGGUACUGCCUCAAAUUAAUAGCAACGGCAAUGCUUGGGAGUUGUGACCAUUUGUUUCCUUUCUCGAGGGAUAUAGAUAGAAUGCGUUAUGCUUGUGCAAUCCUUUACGCCAAUUCCCGGGCUUUGAUCAUCGACGCCCAAAAGCGGUGAAGCAGCUUCAGAUUCAGAAGGGUAUGCUAUUAUUCUUAUGUCAUGGCUGAUAGGUUGAAGCAGCAGAAGCCAAUAAUACCAUCAUGCAACUAUCAAGGUACUUAAGAUCAAGAGGCCGAACUCCCAGAAAGUCUCCUGGCAAGGUUUUGCAAGAGGACUGCCCAAAGUGUCACAUUCGCUUCAAUUUACUGUCGUCUUUGCAAAGUGGGAAGUUGUUGGAGAUGAAUUCAAGAUAUGAAAAAAAUGAUGAAACAACUGUACGGUUGGCGGAGAGUAUCGAUCCAUCAAUAAUUUUGUGAACUUUUAGUAAGGUUCCAGAACCCUGCUUUGGGAUUGCUAUGGGCCCAUCCAUGCGAUCAACAUUUCAAAAGGUCAGUCAUGCAUUAAAUGGGAAGCGUAAGAUGCUGCAGAGAUCACUUCAGCACAGAUGCACACUCCUUGAGAUUGAAAAAGCCCUUGGAAGUUUGGGUCUUCCAGCUCCUUCAAUCCAGUGGAGCUUCCUUGAAAGGACAAGAUUUUGUGAGAUUGAAUAAUCUGAUUGUGAAAGUUGACUUGGGCUUCCUUGAAAGGACAAAGUUCAUCCAGCACCCUGAGGAGCUCAAGGUCUGCUGGUUGCAUGUUCAAGUUGAGAAAAGUCAACGUGAAGAUGUGUACCGUGUUGUCAAGGCUUUUGCCGCCAAGGAAGAAUGGAUGAGCCAUGAAGCUAAACGCUACAUUCAGUGUUUGAAUCAUAUACCUAGAGUUGGGGAUUUCAAUGAGAGCACAUAUUACAUGGAAGGGAACACAGGCCAUCCUGUGUUCGAAACAACUUUUGGGAAGAUUGCUAUUAAUAUCUGUUAUGGAAGGGACCAUCCUUUGAAUUGGUUGGCAUUUGGUUUGAAUGGUGCUGAGAUUGUCUUUAAUCCAUCUGCUACUGUGGGAGAACUCAGUGAACCAAUGUGGCCUAUUGAGGCCCGAAAUGUUGCUAUAGCAAACAGUUAUUUUGUGGCAUCUAUCAAUCGUGUUGGAAUUGAGACCUUCCCCAAUUCAUUCACUUCGGGUGAUGGUAAGCCUCAGCAUUUAGAUUUCGGACAUUUCUAGGGGUCAAGCCAUUUUUCAGCUCUAGAUACUUCUUGCACACCAUCACCAUUGUGUUAUAGAGAUGGGUUAAUGAUAUCAGACGUGGACCUCAAUCUCUGUAGGCAGCUGAAAGACAAGUGGAGAUUUCGAAUGACUGGCCGGUAUGACAUGUAUGCAGAGAUGCUUGCUCGGUAUGUGAAGCAUGACUUUGAGCCCUAAGUAGUUGUUGAUCCCCUGUUCAAGAAGAACCCUUCUAAUGAUGCUGGUAGAAAUUAAGGUUGAUAUUUGACACCUCUAAGAUGAAUUGAAAGAUAUCCAUGGUCAAUAGAAAGCCUCUGUAUAGAUGAAGGUAGAAAUAAGAUGGAUAUUAGAAACUGUAAGAUGGUUUUAAAAUGUCUUUGGUCAAUGGAAGCAAGACUUUAGUACA